Messenger RNA from Solanum lycopersicum (tomato), 777 nucleotides. RefSeq lists its product as uncharacterized. The record is from RefSeq and is a predicted model, not a curated record. NCBI's taxonomy places the organism in Eukaryota, Viridiplantae, Streptophyta, Magnoliopsida, Solanales, Solanaceae.
AUGGUUGACGACAACAGCACCAAUGAAAGGGUAGAAGCUUCUGAGGGAGGACAACUUCAAAAUGAUCUUGUCCUAAGACUUGAGCGCAAGAUUUCACAAUUGGAAGAAGAGGUAUCCCACAUGCGUGAUUUGGCCAAGUUGUAUAUCUCUCUUGGAACCCGAUUUGGAGAAAACAUAAACAAUCCUCCUAACCAAACAGCCAUGCCAAACAAUCCUCCAAUCCAUAUAUCCCCACCUGAACCCACUCGUCCAAAUACCUUUCCACCACCCCACGCCCAAAAUACCCACGUUCCAUUUCACCACUAUCACCAACAUACCAAACCAACCUUCCCAGAAACAACCCCAAAUGCAAAUAUCCCAUAUACUCUUGGGAACAACAAUCCCAAUCCCAUAUACGUUGAAACUGCCCCUCUGACCCAUGACCUCCAUGAAUCAGAGUCCCAUCAAAAAGACAUCCUAAUAAAAACCCUGACUGAGAGAUUAAACAACUUGACCAACAGGGUACAACAUGUUAAAGAAAACAAGAAGUUGGGAGGAUUGAGCUAUGAGGAUCUGUGCAUGCAUCCUGAUGUAGAACUACCCGAGGGGUACAAGCUCCCAAAAUUUGAGACGUUCAAUGGCAUUGGGGAUCCCAAAACCCACCUACGAAUGUAUUGUGACAAACUUGUAGGGGUGGGGAGAGAUGAGAGGAUACUCAUGAAGUUUUUCAUGAGGAGUCUUACUGGGGAGGCCCUAUCAUGGUACAUUGAGCAAGACUCGCGGAAAUGGAUAAAAUAG